GACUAUAGCCAAGAAAGUACCUCCGUUAGGUGGUGCUACAGUACCCAGCUGUCAACUGUCGCAGCGAAGAAGAUGAUGAUUAGUGGCGCGAUGGCGAUGUCAACAUUUUAUUUCUAGGUUUGUUUAGGAACUGCCGACAUGUGGCGCUUAAAUAAAGUUCGCCACAAAGCCGGUGGUCAGAGAAGCAGCUUGGACGAACUCAAGUUACAGAGGCGAGAGCACGAAAAAGUCUUGAGACAAGCUCGGCGUGACAGACAACUGGUAAGCAAGAGACUCCUCCUGAUUGACGACGAGGACCAGCCAGAGAUUGCCAGAGAUUCUGUCUCUGGAGAACAAGAUGUGGUCAGUUUGUUCCAUAAAGUUCGACACAGCGCACCAGGCAGGGAGGUCCUCCUGAAAGCUUUGAGCAAAGCUCUCCGCCACCCAACAGCUCAGCUGACUUUCAUCAAACAGGAGAACAGCGUGCAUGUGCUAGUCGGGCUCCUCACCGGCUCCGAUGCUCAGUGUCGUCUACAGGCUGUUAGGUGUUUUCAUGUGCUCUCUCAUUCACCCAACCCUGUUGUGGCUCUGGCCUGUCUGCCUGCCACGUCCUACCUGCUCACAUACUUGUCUGGCCAGAGCACCAAGUUCACGGAGCUGUGUCUUUACACGCUGGGUAAUUUGUGCCCUGAUAGUGAUGCUGUAACAGAGAAACUCUUAGCCCAGGGAAUUAUACCUGCUCUGGCCACUUGUAUAGAGACCCAGCGACAUAACCUAGCAGUAGUAGAAGCUGCGGCGUUCACACUUUCGCAGCUUCUCCAGGCCAAAGAUGCAGAAGAGAAAAUUAUCCCGGUGGUCCUGGACAGUAGCUUGCCGUCACAUUUAUUAUCGAUGCUGACCCUUGACCCUCAGUUUGGCCUGGCUCCCGCCAUCGAGAGUGCCUGGUGUCUGCACUACCUCACGUGCAGCGCUGUGAACAACAGAGCACUGCUGGCUCAGGACGCUUUGUUGCGAUGUAGUUCACUGUUGGUGUCACUAGGUGGUGCUGUAGUAGAAGGGAAUAAAGGAGGAAUGGAGCUGCUGAUUUGUCCUUUGCUGCGGUGUGUGGGAAACUUUGUGGCGUCUGGCCUGAUUGAAGAACUGAACACACAUGUGGGUGACGCUCAGCUCUUGGUGGCACUGUGCACUUUUCUUCAGACCUACCUCCACACCCAGCCUGCAUUGGCUAGAGAGAGCGCCUGGGUUCUCAACAACCUCACAGCUCACUCCAGUCCAUUCUGUUCAACUUUGCUGACGCUGAACCUGGUUCCUGGACUGGUUCAGCUACUGCCAUUUUCUCAAGGCAUCAACACAAUGGUCCUGAGGGUUUUAGGAAAUGUUGCCCAUAAGAAGAUGGACUUCUGUGCCCAGCUGAGCCAGAGUGGACUGCUGCCCGCACUGUGUGCCACACUUAGAAUGGCUGACUGUGAGAUGGUGAUUCUGAGCCUGGACAUCCUGUUCAUGCUGGUUGCUGAUAGUCCACAGACAGCAGAGGACUUUGCGAGACAAGGUGGGAUUUCACUGCUGGAAACUAUUCAGUACAACAGUAAUGAGGAAUUGCGAAGAAAAGCAACAUACCUACUGGAGCACUACCUCAAGGUCUAGGUGUCCGAUUGCACAAUUAAAAGUUUUUGGACUGUGGUUGCUACUUGGGUGCAGUAUUUCAAAUUUG
This is a messenger RNA of Thalassophryne amazonica, 1690 nucleotides long. RefSeq names its product transmembrane and coiled-coil domains 6 (gene tmco6). Gene Ontology annotation, molecular function: protein binding. The transcript has 12 exons. The record is from RefSeq and is a predicted model, not a curated record. NCBI's taxonomy places the organism in Eukaryota, Metazoa, Chordata, Actinopteri, Batrachoidiformes, Batrachoididae. The coding region runs from base 139 to 1623 and encodes 494 amino acids.